UCCUGGCAGAUAGCUCACACGGAGGGUUCCCCUUGCAGGCAGAACACCGGCGCCAUGCGAGAGUUUAGCCUGCUGCUCCUCUUUUGGGGGUGCUGUGGCAUCUGCAGAGGGGUGUCACCCAGUCCACUUGGGGCAGACCUCACCUCGACGGGUGUUGGUGGGUGUGUGGAUUCCAGCAUGUGCCCAGAUCAUGCCACCUGCCACAACAUAACCUCGGGGCGUUACUACUGUGAAUGCAAGCAGGGCUAUCAGCCCAGCAACAGACAAAACCGCUUCGUAGAGCUGGGAGUGACGUGCCAAGAUAUCAACGAGUGCUCCCAAAACCCCACACCCUGUGGGCCUCACUCCGAGUGCAGAAACAUACGGGGAAGGUACAAGUGCAGCUGUCUGCCUGGCUUCUCCUCGCCCACUGGCAACAACUGGGUCCCAGGCAAGCCAGGCAAUUUCAGUUGCACAGGUAAUAUUGACUCACAGGCGGGCGGGGUUCUGGGGCUCCGCCGGGUCUGCACGCUGGGCACGGUCACCCUCCUUGCUCUUCCCCUCUGGGCCUGUCCAGACAUCGACGAAUGCCUUAGCAAUAGGACCUGCCCCAGGGAGUCCGACUGCAUCAAUUCUGCAGGAAGCUACACUUGUCGUUGUCACAAUGGCUUUGUCUUUCGCAAUUCUGCCUGUCAAGACAUAGAUGAAUGCAAGGCGAUCCAACCCUGCCCUGAGCACGCCAUCUGCCACAACACAGUCGGAAGCUACCAUUGUGUUUGCAAGCAGGGAUUCGACGCCACAAGUGGCCAAGUCCUUUUCAAGGGCCUGGGAGAAUUGUGUGAAGACAUUGAUGAGUGUUCCAAAAACCGUACCAUCUGUGGUGCCAACUCUGUGUGCAGUAACACAGUGGGAGGGUACAACUGUUCCUGUAUGCCUGGCUUCCUCCCGACCGGCGUCUGGACCCACCGGGACUUCAAGGCAUUGAAAUGUACAGACGUGGAUGAGUGCUCCGACAGGUGCCCCCGGAACUCGGUCUGCACCAACACUCCUGGCAGCUACUUCUGUGCUUGCCACCCUGGCUUCGCCCCCAGCCACGGACAGCCGAGGUUCCAGCAUGGAGAAGCGGACUGUCACGACACGGAUGAAUGCCUCCUGGGUCCAAACCCCUGUGGCCCCAACUCCAUCUGCACCAACACACUGGGCUCCUACAGCUGCACCUGUGCCCUGGGCUUCUGGCCGGAAAGCUCCCAGGGACACGGCAACAUCAGGUGUAAAAAGGCUCCCUUCAAGUGCAGGAAUGACGUGGACUCUCUCGGCAAGUGGGAGCAGCAAUGCCACGCAGCAGCCAUGGACCCACAAGAUGCCGCUUACUGCAGGCUCAUGACCGCCACCUUGGGCGUGUUGGACAGCAGCUGUGAGAACAAAACCACCGCAGCGACACUGAAGAUGGCAGCCGACAACCUCACCUCUGUGCUUGAGCAGACAUCCAAGUGGUCCAGCAACUUCACCAGGGAGGAGGCGUCCACCCUGGCCACGGCCUUGCUGGAAAGCACGGACAGCAGCAUCCAGGCGGCCCUCCUGCUCCCCUCCGCCUCUGGGAACCACAGCCAGACCAUUCGCACGCCGGGCUUGGAUCUUGAGAGCAAAGUUGUCGUGGGAGGAUGCCAGGAAAAGGAUGUUCUGUUCAACCUGAAGGCCAAAGGAGAUGCUAUGACAAUCAGCUGUUCUACCGUCGAGGAGUCGGGGUCCACGGGCAGAGCCGGCGUGGCUUUCGUUUCUUUCGUGGGUCUGGAAUCUCUUAUGGACGAACGCUUCUCCCGAGACCUCUGGGACUUCUCUGCGCGCGGACUGAAGAUGAACACCCGGGUUGUGAGCGGCAUCCUGACCGGGGAGAAGAAAAAUGGCUUCGGGAAAGAUGUACUCUACAGACUCGAAAGCAUCCAGCCAAAGCAAAAGCAUGAGACCCCCCUUUGUGUUUCCUGGCUUGCCGAUGAGGAUGGUGGAAGAUGGACUCACUCUGGCUGUUCUAUUCUGAAUGAUUCCGAGACGCACACCGUCUGUCGCUGCAGACACAUCACCAACUUGGCGGUCAUCAUGGCCCCUCGGGAGGUCACGGUGGACUUUACCUUGUACGUCAUCAGCCACGUGGGCAUUCUCCUGUCCUUGCUGUGCCUCGCCCUGGCCGUCGUCACCUUCCUGCUCUGCCGCUCCAUCCGCAACCACAACACCUACACGCACGCGCACCUGUGCGCCUGCCUCUUCUUGGCCAAGCUGCUCUUCCUCAUCGGCUUCGACAAGACUGACCCCCAGCUGGGCUGCUCGCUCAUCGCUGGCGCUCUGCACUACCUCUUCCUCGCCUGCUUCUCCUGGAUGCUGUUGGAGGCCAUCACACUCUUCCUGACGGUCAGGAACCUGCAAGUGGUGAAUUACUUCGGCACCCGCCACAUUAGGAUGCUGCCCCUGUGUGUCUUCGGCUACGGGUUGCCAGGGCUGGUGGUGGCUAUCUCCGCCAGCGUGAAGCCGAGUGGCUAUGGGACCGAUAAUAGCUGUUGGCUGGAGAAGGAGUCAGGGUUUGUAUGGAGCUUCCUGGGCCCGGUGUGCACCAUCAUAGUGGUCAACUCCAUCCUGCUGACCUGGACGCUGUGCAUCCUGCGGCAGAAGCUUGGCAGCGUCAACACUGAAGUCUCCACACUCAGGGACACCAGGCUGCUCACCUUCAAGGCUUUUGCCCAGCUCUUCAUCCUGGGCUGCUCCUGGGUGCUGGGCCUUUUCCAGAUCGGAUCCGCAGCAGUUGUCAUGGCUUACCUGUUCACCAUCAUCAACAGCUUCCAGGGCGUCCUCAUCUUCCUCAUCCACUGCCUGCUCAACCGCCAGGUUCGAGAACAGUACCGGCGAUGGUUCUGCAGGCAGACCGCGACCAUGUCCCAGUCCCAGACCGCAGGCACGGUCCUGAUGUCCACACUGUCCUCUUCCAAAAUGAGUUGAAAUCCUCUCCUGCUUUUCAACGCACCGUGGGGGACCCUUGGCCGACGGGCCGAACUUCCUGGGACACGAGAGCCCACCACUGCUGCCUGGAAGACCCUGUGGUUUGGGGCCUGGGUUGGGCUGAGCUGCUCCGGCGAGAAGCCAGCCUUCUGCUCUUGUGGGGCCUCCCUUCUCCCCCUCUUGGGUUCUGCAACUUGGGGUUUUUGCAAACAUGGCACUUGCAGGCAACGCCCAGCGUCUACAGCCGCCAUCUUGGCUUUCUUCUCUGCAAAUGUGGGGGGCGUGGCCUGCCCUGUCUGCACCUGUUCCCACCUGAUCCGGCACCCUCAUCACCUGUGGUCCACUGUCUGCUGUCUCGCUGAGCCAGGCUGAUGCGCUUCCUGCUUCCAUCCUGCCCAGCUGGCUAGGAGCCACCCACCACCCCCUCCUGUGUCAGCUUCCUUAGGAUUCACUCUGCCCACAAAGAUACGGCCGUCCAUCCUGAACCCCUGGAGAGCUUUAGGCAGAUACCAGCGCCAGCUGGGACCCUCCCAGUCCUGCCCAGGGAGUGGGCGCAUGGAAGAAGAGUACCGAGAACCAUUUGCCGGAGGGUUAGACCGGAGGAAAGACCUGCUUGAGAGCUAGUCUUGCCGAACUGAAACCCGUAUGCAUUGUCCUCCUGACGUCUGGAGAGAUGCGAUGAUCUGAAAACCACUGUUCUAGAACCUUUUCCCAUUG
Molecule: messenger RNA, 3681 nt
Organism: Ochotona curzoniae (black-lipped pika)
Lineage: Eukaryota; Metazoa; Chordata; Mammalia; Lagomorpha; Ochotonidae
Gene: ADGRE1
Product: adhesion G protein-coupled receptor E1
Exons: 21
Coding region: 55-2964 (969 amino acids)
Biological process (GO): cell surface receptor signaling pathway; adenylate cyclase-activating G protein-coupled receptor signaling pathway
Cellular component (GO): membrane
Molecular function (GO): G protein-coupled receptor activity; calcium ion binding
Source: RefSeq, a predicted model, not a curated record